This is a messenger RNA of Trypanosoma grayi, 2118 nucleotides long. RefSeq names its product serine/arginine-rich protein specific kinase SRPK. Lineage: Eukaryota; Euglenozoa; Kinetoplastea; Trypanosomatida; Trypanosomatidae. Gene Ontology annotation, biological process: regulation of mRNA processing; spliceosomal complex assembly; protein phosphorylation. The transcript has a single exon. Bases 1 to 2118 code for a protein of 705 amino acids. The record is from RefSeq and is a predicted model, not a curated record. Gene Ontology annotation, molecular function: ATP binding; protein kinase activity.
AUGGAUGCAGGUAUAAACGCUAUUGUCGAGGAGAUUGAGCACCACGAUGAACCCUCCGAGGAAAAACAGUCCCCAAAGGUGCAACCGAAGAGGUUCAAGCAACGGCACCCCGCAAAGAAUGUUCAAGGACUAACACUAAAGCCCGGUAUGACGGCAGCGCAGGCUCAUAAUAUAGCGAGUAAGAUGCGUCAGCAGCAGCCGUUGCAAAACAUACCUGACCAAUCUUUUGAUGAGGCGGAUGAGGAUGAAACGGAUGCGGAUCAGGGGGGCAGCGGCGAAGACUACAGCGACACAGCUAAUGAACGUGCGACAGAGUACCGUAAGGGUGGAUACCACCCUGUGGCUGUUGGCGAGGUGUACCAUGACCGCUACCGUGUCGUGAAAAAACUUGGGUGGGGUUAUUUUUCCACUGUUUGGCUCGUGUGGGACUACGCGGAGGAACGGUAUCAGGCAAUGAAGGUGCAGAAAUCGGCCAGUCAUUAUACUGAGGCUGCACACGAUGAGAUUAAACUUCUCGGGGAAAUUAUGUCCGCAGAUCCCGAUAAAACUCGUUGCUGCACUCGCUUGAACGACUAUUUUGAACAAACAGGUCCGAACGGAACUCACGUGUGUAUGAUUUUUGACGUAUACGGAGAAGAUUUACUCUCUCUUAUUGACCGAUAUGAGUACCGCGGUGUUCCCCUGCCAAUAGUAAAGUGCAUUUCGCGGCAGAUCCUUGUAGGCUUGGAGCAUGUACAUGCGCUUGAGAUUAUUCACACUGACCUGAAGCCUGAAAAUGUUUUGCUUUCAACACCGAAACACGCUGUGAUAUCAUUGAUGAAACGGUUUCACCCCCCACCAUUACAUCAAAGGCCCCGUCUGGUUGAACGCGAUCCAAAGACAAUGACCAAGUCACAACGCCGACGUUACUACAAGAAACUCAAGGCAAGCGAAAAGAAUGGCAAUGCUGCAGAUAAUUCUCCUGAGCAUGACGAUCACAAUGUAUCACAGAAAAGUCACGAACACUCUGAGGAGCCGGAUAGAGAAGAAAGACAUGAUAUAACGGCGGUAGAAAGUGAGACAGACUCGGACUGGGAGAUUGAGCGCCUCCACCACGUUGUACUGGCAGACUUCGGCAAUAGUUGCUGGACGUAUCGACAGUUUACAGAUGAGGUACAGACUCGCCAAUACCGUUGCCCAGAGGUGAUUCUAGGGGAGCCGUAUUCCACACCAAUUGAUUUAUGGUCCGCCGCGUGCAUGAUAUUUGAAUUGAUCACUGGUGAGUUUCUCUUUGACCCUCGAAAGGGUGACAAUUAUUCGCGUGAUGAGGAUCAUUUAGCUUUAAUGACUGAGCUUAUGGGUGAAUUACCCGACGCCAUGCGUCUAGGAGACGGCAAGUACCGUUCUCAGUUUUAUAACUCGCGUGGUGAGCUGCGAAACAUCAAGGACCUUAAUUUCUGGUCCCUUGAAGAUGUUCUUUACCGCAAGCACAAAUUCACUCGCAAAAAGGCAGGAGAAAUUGCGCAGUUUCUUCUUCCGAUGCUCGAGUUUGAUCCACAAAAGCGAGCAACCGCAACAGAGAUGCUUGCGAACUUUGAGCACUUUUUCGAGAUCAAAGAGGAUGACUACUCACCAUUCUGUUUUGUCUCUUCAGAUGUCGAUCCUGAAGGAGGGGAUGAGAGUUCAAAUGACGAAGAAGUUUCUGAGGUAUCUGAUGACUCUGCUGUUGAUGAUGAUGAUGAUGAUGAUGAUGAUGUUGAUGAUGAUGUUGAUGAUGAUAAUGAUGGGAGUGAUGACGAGGAUGAGGAGGCCUGCAGAGAGGGGCAAGAGGUGGAUAGUGUGGAGGAGGACGCGGAUGCCAUGCGGUACUGGGUAGAGCAUCCGAUUCUCAACCAGGAAUCCUUGAAGAAGCGCGGGCUCACGGUGUUUGACAUCCAGGCUGUGCUUUCUGGGAAGCGGCUAGACAACGCGGCAGCACACGAGGCGGCGGCUGAGGUUAUUCGUCUGCUCUCGGAGGAUGCGGAUGAUGGCAGCGACGGGCACUUUGCGGACCGCGAGGACGGUGCGGUAUCUUCUGCGGCAGAGCAGAGCACCAAAAGCGGCGACAGUGACGGUGGUGUGGACCGAGGCAGGGAGUAG